CUCAGUCCCAUCGUGAACUUUGACCUUUGGGGUUCGACACGCCGGAGUGUGUUGCUGUGUGGACCACGUGAAUUCAUCUUAUCCGUGAUGGAUUAAAUCUGAACCUCUGGCUAAGAAAGCUGUCACUUUUUGUCCUGUAAUUAAUUGGGGUUUUAACUGAUUUUAGUGUGAAAUGGGGAAGCCGGUGAAGAAAAGGAGUGUGUCUGAUAAAGUGCGCAGGAGUAGUGCACAUGCACAGAUUAAGAUGAACCCAUUUGAAGUGAAGAUUAACAAGAAGAAGUUUGAUGUUUUGGGCCGAAAGAGCAAACAUGAUGUGGGACUGCCAGGCGUGUCUCGCUCUAAAGCUCAUAACAAGCGUAAACACACUCUGCUGAAGGAGUUCAGAAUGAAACACAAAGCGAACGCGUUCAUCGAUCGGCGUUUUGGAGAGUACGACACCAAGAUGGCACCUGAGGACAAAAUUCUGCAGAGAUUCGCCAUGGAGAGACAGCGCACUCAGGGGAAGAAAGACAUGUUUAAUCUGAAUGAUGAGGAGGAAUUAACGCAUUAUGGACAGUCCCUGGCUGAGAUGGAGAAGUUUACAGAUGGAGUGGACAGCGAAAGCGACUCAGAGGAGAAAGGCCUGCUGUCUGCUGAAAUCACGGCGUCACACUUCGGAGGAGGCGGGGGUCUACUGAGGAAGAAAACCAGUGAAGAAGAAGAGACAAAAAACAAAACGCGUCAGGAGCUCAUCGAGGAGCUCAUCCUCAAAUCCAAACAGGAGAAGCGAGAGCGUCAGACGCAGAAAGAGGAGACACAUGAGCUGACGGAGAAACUGGAUCAGGAGUGGAAGUCCAUCCAGAACCUUCUGGCACAUAAAACUCCCAAAGAACGGGAGGAGGAGAAGGACAAACCGAAGCUGGAUGAAUAUGACAUGAUGGUGCGGGAGUUGGGAUUUGAGAUGAAAGCUCAGCCGUCUGAGAAACUCAAAACACCAGAGGAGAUCGCCAGAGAGGAGAGAGAGAGACUGCAGAAACUGGAGGCUGACAGACGGAGGAGGAUGGAGGGAGAAGUGGAGGAAGAUCCCAAACACACACACAUGUCAGCUGACGACCUCAAUGAUGGAUUCAUCCUCGACAAGGACGAUCGUAAAACACUGUCCUACCAGGAUGGGAAGUGGAACGUUGAGGAAGAGGAAGGUGAAGGAGGAGAUGAUGAAGAGGAGGAGAAUGAUGAUGAUGAUGAAGGGGGUGAUGAUGGUGAUGAUGAUGAUGGUGGUAGUGGUGGUGAUGAAGACAAUGAUGACGAGAGUGAUUAUGAUCACUCUGAUUUGGAGGACAGUAGAGAUGAUGAUGAGGAGGAUGAGGGAGAGGAAGAUGGAGAAAAAGAGGAAGAGUCUACUGCUGAAGUGAAGUGCACUCUGAGUGAAGAGGAGAGGAGAGAGAUUCAGGACACAGCCCGUGCAGAGCUGCCCUACACCUUCACAGCUCCUGAGUGUUACACGGAUCUGAAGACGAUGCUGCAGGGUCACUCAGCUGAAGAACAGUGCCUCAUACUUGAGAGAACAAAGAAGUGCAAUCACCCCAGUCUGGCUGUGGGAAACAAAGCUAAAUUACAGAAGAUAUUUGGCUUCCUGUUGGAGUAUGUAGGUGAACUGGCUACCCAUGAUCCCCCACAGCUCACCACCAUCAACACACUCAUCCCGCAGAUCUAUUCUCUGUCUCAGCUCUUUCCUGAAGCAGCGUGUCAGGUGAUGCAGUCGCUGAUUGGCGAUGCUGCUCACAGUAUGGAGCAGAGUAUAGAGGUCAAAGGUCGUGCUGCAAUUCCAGGCUUGGAUAUGCUCAUCUAUCUGAAGAUUGUCACUCUGCUGUUUCCUGCAUCUGAUUUCCGUCAUCCAGUGACAACGCCAGCCUUCCUCUACAUCAGCCAGGCUCUCACUAAGUGUGCAGUCAUGUCUCUGGAGAGUGUGUGUGCAGGCCUGAUUCUGUGUUGUGUAGCGGUAGAGUGUGUCUCUCUCUCCCAGCGCUUUAUCCCUGAGCUCAUUAACUAUCUGCUGGGGCUCCUGCACUUCGCUGUCCCCACACACACCUGCACAGAUUACCAUGUGGUUCCUCCAUUCAGGCCACAGGGGAAGAGCAGUGAGCUGCUGCGUGUGUGUGAUCCGCAGUCUGCUCACAGCUGGAUUAGGAAAAGCAUCUCACUGUCAUCAGCACACAGAGUUACAGCUACUACAGAGAGGGAGAGAGACCACUACAAGUUGUCUGUGCUUUACGUAUGUUUGGAUUUAGUAAAGAGAUGCACAGCGCUUUAUCAACAACUUCCUGCCUACCAGCACAUCUUCCAGCCAAUCAGAAUCCUCCUGGCUAAACAUCUUCCUGUUACAGAUUACCCACCAGCCCUGCAGGAGCUGCACAAAGAAAUCCUGGAGGUCAUUCCAGAGACUCCGUCCCAGCAUGCACCACUGGUGUUUGAUAAGAAGAAGCCCAUCCCUCUCAAACUGCUGCAACCCAAAGUGGUGGAAGUGCUGGACUACGGCAGGAAACGAGGGAACACAAAGGAGGAGAAGGAAAGAGAGCGACUGAAACACAAGUAUAAGAAAGAGUUUAAAGGUGCUCUGAGGGAGAUCAGGAAGGACACACGCUUCCUCGCUCACACCAAACUGUCUGACACCCUUCGCAGGGAUGCAGAGAGGAAGAGGAAAGUGAAGGAGCUGUACGGUAGUUUGGCCACUCAGGAGGGUGAGUGGAAAGCACUGAAGAAGAAGAAGAGGAAGUGAUUUCACAGUGCAAACCCCACUUCCUAUGUGAAAAGCUGAAACUGUGUACAGUUUAGUGUUGGAGAAAGCGAGGACGUUGUGAUGGACAUACACAUGCUUUAUUCUGCUGAACCAGUUUGUACAUUGGGAUAUUUUGUGAAAUGAGCAACUAUUAAACCCACACAGUAACUCGGACGUGUGUGUGUGUGUGUGUGUGCGCGUGUGAGUGUGAGAGAGAGAGAGAGAGAGAGAGUGAGAGAGACAUUUUUAUUCUAAUUUACAUACUCAGUAAUAAAUAAACUGAAGAUGGAGAAAUACUGAUAGUUAAUAACAGUUUAUACACCACCAGUUAUCAAACAUGCUAUUGUCUCAGCCAAUCAGAACACAUCUGAAGACUGGAAAAAGACCAGGUGAUUUGUUUUCUAAUCUACAGCUGUCCAGUUUGGGUGAUCCUGUACCCAUGAUAGCCUAGGAUUCCUGUUCUUGGCUGACAGGAGUGGAACCUGACAUGGUCUUUUGCUGUUGUAGCUCAUCCACCUCAAGGUUCAAUGUUUCAUGAAUGCUGAGAUGCUUUUCUGCUCACCACGGUUGUAAAGAGUGAUUAUAUGAGUUACUAUAUCCUUCCUGGUAGUUUGAACCAAUCUGGCCAUGUUUCCUCUGACCUCUGUCAUCAACAAGGCGUUUCUACCCACAGAACUGUCACUAACUUAGUUUUUUGUUUGUUUUUAGCACCUGUGUUCUGAGUAAACUCUAGAGACUGUUUUGUAUGAAAAUCCUAGGAGAUCAGCAGUUUAUGAAAUAGUCAAACCAGACCAUCUGGUACCAUCCAUGCCACGAUCAAAGUCACAGAGAUCACACUUUUUCUUCAUUCUGAUGUUUUAUGUGAACAUUAACUGAAUCUCCUGACCUGGAUCUGCAUGAUUUUAUGCAUUACGCUGCUGAUUAGAUAACUGUAUGAAUGUACAGGUGUUUCUAAUAAAGUGGACGGUGUGUGUAUAAACAGGAGAUUUUGACCGGUUUGGUCCUAAUCACCACACGUGCCAACUCAGUAGUGCACUCAAGUCAAGCUUUAUUAAGAUGUGUUCAGGACAGUUACAGCAGAUAUUGGGAGAAGGACAUCUCAGGAGGCAUAGGUAAUGAUGGUGCAGUCAGAGUGGGUGUGUGUGUGUGUUUAUGUGUAUGUGCAUAUUGUGUGAUGAAGUGCAUUAGGCUGAUUCUUUGACUGCGGCCGACGAAGUUGCAGAAGUUCCUGAAGAAUGAAGAGGAACACACACAGUUAGUUAAAUUUUAGUGAAAUGUUCAUUAAGAGGAACACCAGCACAGAGUUUAUUAAUCAUACACAAAAACAUUUUUACAAAUUUGCAUUUUAAUCUGUAUUUAGUUGUGACACAUUCUUUUUUCCCUUUCUUUUAUAUUUCUUCAUUAUAUUUUCGUCUAUAACGAUUUACUAUAACUAUGUACAGCACUUUGGUCAACUCUGGCAGUUUUAAAUGUGCUUUAUAAAUAAAUUGAUUACUUACAAAAUGA
Messenger RNA from Pangasianodon hypophthalmus (striped catfish), 4261 nucleotides. RefSeq names its product NOP14 nucleolar protein homolog (yeast) (gene nop14). Bases 173 to 2755 code for a protein of 860 amino acids. The transcript has 19 exons. Gene Ontology annotation, biological process: maturation of SSU-rRNA. Lineage: Eukaryota; Metazoa; Chordata; Actinopteri; Siluriformes; Pangasiidae. The record is from RefSeq and is a predicted model, not a curated record. Gene Ontology annotation, cellular component: small-subunit processome; Noc4p-Nop14p complex; nucleolus.